Microbotryum saponariae is the source of this 940-nucleotide messenger RNA. The record is from the annotation of a GenBank genome assembly. Lineage: Eukaryota; Fungi; Basidiomycota; Microbotryomycetes; Microbotryales; Microbotryaceae.
AUGUUCGCUCUUGGAAGAAUCGCCAGCGUCGCAGCUACGUCCUCGACCCGUCGUGCGCCGGCCGCUAUCCGCUCCCUGUCGACGUUGCAUCCGACGCUCUACACUUCCACCACGACUUCGACCGGAUCCCGCGCCCAGGGGAACGUCUCUACCCCGGAGAAGAACCUCGAUCUGACGAUGGGUAUGCCCAAGGAGAUGGGGGGUAGUAAAGGUGCGCUUUGGUGUCUUGGCUCGCAAGCCUCGCGAGACCUUGUGAAAAGAUCCUGAUGACCUCAGCCGCUCGACGACGCGGGCAGGACCGGCGGGGGGCGAAUCGAACCCCGAGCAAUUGUUCGGUGCUGCGUAAGUCAUCAUCUGACCCUCCCCUGGGUGAUCAGAUUACCCCCAACACUGACCGCCCCUACCUCGGAACAGCUACUCGACCUGCUUCCUCUCGGCCCUCGGCGCGACCCAUGGCUCCUUGUUCCCCAAGCACAAACCUUUGCCCAAAUCGACCACCGUGCGAGCCCUCGUAUCGAUCGGCAAGAACAAGACCGAGAAAGUACCCGUACGUAUCACACCUCGCACAUUUCCCCCCCGCUCCAUCCCGCAACAAAAAGGACCUCGUAGCUCACCCACCCCUAAACGCAUGACGUCACCCACCCACACGUCCACUAAUCACGCAGGGUUUUCUCCUCGCGGUCGAACUCGAAGUGCUCAAGAAACCUUUGCAACAAGUCGGUCUCGAGGAUGCCGAGAUUCACAAGCUCGUACAGCAGGCGCAUCAAUUGUGCCCUUAUUCGAGGGCCGUGCAGGGCAAUAUCGUACGUAUCUUGAGCAAGGGCCGAGGUUUCAGCCUUGGGGGGGGGGGGGGGGGGGGGGGCGCUUUCAAUACUGAUCCUGAGCACUCGGUUUUUUUGGGUGGUCGCAGGAGGUCGUCGUUCGAGUUGUUGAUGCUUGA